AUGGCCGAAGGGAUUGACACCUUGAAAUCCCUGUACUCGCGUCCGGGGAGGUCGUUUUCCAACGGCCCUUCUUCGAACGCAGCGGGUGGGUCUCGUCGUACUGCUCGAAGAGACCAAAGACAUCAACAAUCAGCUGGGCACGAGGCUACCAGCUGUCCCACGUCGGUGGAUAGCCACGCCAGUGGACGAGGUAACUCGUCUGGACGCCAUUCACAUCGCGAUGGUUCAAAAUACGCUUCACUAGAAAGCGUUGACCACCGCUUGAGGCCACCAAAGGAUGUGGUGGCGGUGGGAACACCUGAUCCGGCUCGAGGGCCGGAUCAUCUUGAUGUUCAAGAGCUGAACCGUGCAAUUAAUCAGUUAUACGAUGAUCUGGAUCAUGAACGGUCUCGGCGCUAUGCGCUCAUGAUCUCGUAA
Molecule: messenger RNA, 417 nt
Organism: Peronospora matthiolae
Lineage: Eukaryota; Oomycota; Peronosporomycetes; Peronosporales; Peronosporaceae
Source: the annotation of a GenBank genome assembly